Messenger RNA from Poecilia latipinna (sailfin molly), 3693 nucleotides. RefSeq names its product protein tyrosine phosphatase receptor type H. Gene Ontology annotation, cellular component: signaling receptor complex. The transcript has 20 exons. NCBI's taxonomy places the organism in Eukaryota, Metazoa, Chordata, Actinopteri, Cyprinodontiformes, Poeciliidae. Gene Ontology annotation, biological process: peptidyl-tyrosine dephosphorylation involved in inactivation of protein kinase activity. Gene Ontology annotation, molecular function: protein binding; protein tyrosine phosphatase activity. Bases 49 to 3528 code for a protein of 1159 amino acids. The record is from RefSeq and is a predicted model, not a curated record.
UAUUCAUGGUUUCAGGUUGUAACAGUGAACUCCACAACAUUAGAACCAAUGAGAACAUCUGAACCUACAACAGUAGAACCUACAAAACCUGCUCCUGGAAACGUAGCCAGUGUUUCAGUGGAGACCCAGACCACCAGCAGUUUAACUCUGAAGUGGGACAAAGUUGAUGGCAUCUCAACAUACAGACUGGAAUAUGGUUCUGUCUCUAAGGACAUCAAUGAUGCUGCUGGAGAAACAUUUGUUCAACAUGUGGUCUCUGGUCUGACUGAUGGGACAGAAUAUAGUUUCUCUCUUUUCACUGAGUUGAAUGGAGUCAGCAGCUCUGGAUUCUCAUUCUCUGCUGUUACAGUUCCUGAAAAUGUAGACAAUGUAUCAGUGCUGAAUCGAAGAGUUAACAGUUUAACCCUGGAGUGGCCCAAAGUCAACGACAUCUCAACAUAUAAACUGGAAUAUAAAGAGAAUGGAGCUACUGUUGUGAACAACAUCAAUAAUGCAGCUGCUGUUAUACAACAUGUGGUUUCUAAUCUGACUGGUGCAACACAAUAUAGUUUCUCUCUUUUCACUGUGUUGAAUGGAGUCAGCAGCUCUGGAUUCUCAUUCUCUGCUGCUACAGAUCCUGGAAAUGUGGAAAGUGUUUCAGUGGUGACCCAGACCACCAGCAGUUUAACUCUGAGGUGGAACAAAUUUAACGGCAUCUCAACAUACAGACUGGAAUAUGAAGUCAAUGGAGCUCCUAUCUCUAGGGACAUCAAUGCUGCUGCUGGAGAAACAGUACAAUAUGUGGUUCCUAGUCUGACAGCUGGGACAGAAUUUAGUUUCUCUCUUUUCACUGUGUUCAAUGGAGUCAGCAGCUCUGGACUCAUAUUUUCUGCUGCUACAGUUCCUGAAAACGUAGCCAGUGUUUCAGUGGAGACUCAGAGUGUUAACAGUUUAACUCUGAAGUGGGACAAAGUCAACAGCAUCUCAACAUACAGACUGGAAUAUGAAGAGAAUGGAGUUCCUGUCUCUGAGAACAUCAGUGAUGCUGCUGGAGAAACAUUUGUUCAACAUGUGGUCUCUGGUCUGACUAAUGGGACAGAAUAUAGUUUCUCUCUUUUCACUGAGGCCAAUGGACUCAGCAGCUCUGGAUUCUCAUUCUCUGCUGCUACAGCUCCUGGAAAUGUAAUAAAAGUAGAAGUGGUGACCCAGAACACCAGCAGUUUAACUCUGAAGUGGGACAAAGUUGAUGGCAUCUCAACAUACAGACUGGAAUAUGAAGAGAAUGGAGCUCCUGUCUCUGAGAACAUCAAUGAUGCUGCUGGAGAAACAUUUGUUCAACAUGUGGUCUCUGGUCUGACUGAUGGGACAGAAUAUAGUUUCUCUCUUUUCACUGAGUUGAAUGGAGUCAGCAGCUCUGGAUUCUCAUUCUCUGCUGCUACAGUUCCUGGAAACGUAGGAAAUGUUUCAGUGGUGACCCAGAACACCAGCAGCAUAACUCUGAGGUGGGACAAAGUUAACAGCAACUCAACAUACAGACUGGAAUAUGAAGUCAAUGGAGCUCCUGUCUCUGAGAACAUCAAUGCUGCUGCUGGAGAAACAUUUGUUCAACAUGUGGUCUCUGGUCUGACUAAUGGGACAGAAUAUAGUUUCACUCUUUUCACUGAGGCCAAUGGACUCAGCAGCUCUGGAUUCAUAUUCUCUGCUGCUACAGUUCCUCUGAGUGUGACGUCGGUCCGUGUUUUGGAGCGUUUAGUGGACAGAGUAACUUUACAGUGGGAGAAUCCAGAUCAAGCCUGGAAACACAACCUGAAUAUUAAUGACACCAACGCAUCUAUAACCCAGCAGAAGACGACAAACGUUGUGUCAUAUCUGAUCUCCAACCUGAAGCCUGGGACGAUGUAUCAGUUCAGCGUGACCACAGUGUUCUCUGGACUGAGCAGUGCUGCUUACAUCGAUCACACGUUAACACAAAUCGACUGCAGUGCCGUAUCCUGGAGGGUCACCAACUCAUCAAUCCAGGGAACAGUUGAAGGCUUGUUCUCCAAAGCUACGGCCUCUAAUGGAUCUGAAACUCUCAUCAGUCCUGGAGGGAAAAACGUGAAAUUCUCUGGCCUCCAUCCUGGAGCAACCUAUGAGAUUUCUCUACUGUAUGAAACAUCGUCUGAACUUUAUCCACAGUGUAGCAUCAACAUACCCAUCAUUCCUCCUUCUAUAUUUGCUCACUGCAGCUACUGGGGUUCUGGCUACAGCGCUCUGAUUAAAUGGGACCAACCGGUUGGUGUUUGGACGACAGGUGAACUCACCAUAAAUGGAAAAACUGUCACUUUAAACCCAGAUGAGAAUCAGCUCAUUGUGGACGGACUUCAACCUGCCAAAACGUAUAAAGUCUCUGUGAAUUCAAAGCUGGAAACUGAAGCUGAUCCCUUAAAAUCUGAACUAUUCACUUUCUUCUGUUCAACUGAUAACAGAGGAGUCAUUGGAGGAUCUGUCUUCGGUGUUCUGCUUAUUGUUGUUCUCAUCUGUGUGAUUGUGUUUCUUGUCUGCAAAAAGCCAGAUAUUAUCCGCAGAAAAAAGUCUUUACUCUCUGGAUCCAAAAAGUCAGAUUCAAAGGGGAAAGUCAUCCCUGUAGCCAAAUUCCCAGACCACUACCACCAGCUGAGUUUGGAUGAUAACCGAGGUUUCAGUCAGGAGUAUCAGUCCCUCUCUCCUGCUGGCACAAACCAAACCCAAAAAGCUGCGACUCUGCCAGAAAACAGAGGGAAGAACCGCUUCACCAACAUCCUUCCCUAUGAUUGGAGUCGAGUGAAACUAAAUACACCAACUCCAAACAAUAUCUUGGACUACAUAAAUGCUAAUUACUUACCAGGCUACAGCAGCAGCAAAGAGUACAUCGCCUGUCAGGGUCCUCUGCCCAACACGGUCAGUGAUUUCUGGAGGAUGGUUUGGGAGCAAAAAGUGAAGAGAAUCGUCAUGGUUACCAACUGCGUUGAAGCAGGGCGGACCAAAUGUGAACAAUACUGGCCUGAAGACAGGAGCCCUUGUGCUCAUGGAAAUCUGAUUGUCUCCAAAAUGUCUGAGGAGAGAGAGUCCAACUGGGUUCUGAGGGAGUUUAAAGUGAAACAUGCGAAGGAUUCAGAGGAACGGACGGUGAAGCAUUUCCACUUCACUGCCUGGCCUGACCAUGGAGUACCUCAGGGCACAGAAGUCCUGAUCCGUUUCAGAGGACUUGUGAGGAAACAUAUAGAGAGCGAAGGGAGCAAAGCCCCAACCGUAGUUCACUGCAGUGCCGGGGUGGGCCGGACGGGCACCAUCAUCGCCCUGGACGUCCUGCUGCAGCAGCUGCAGCAGGAGCGGGCCGUCGGCAUCAACAGCUUCGUCUACAAGAUGAGGCAGCAUCGAUCUCACAUGGUGCAGACGGAGUCCCAGUACGUGUUCCUGCACCAGUGCAUCAUGGACAGCCUGCAGCCGCCCGGCGUCCAGGAGGAGAACGUUUACGAGAACGGCGACCUUAUGUACGUCAACGCCACGGCGCUCCGACAGCUCCGCUGACCCGACGGCGCCGGUUCAGCCCAGCACUAAGACUUGAUGCACAUAAUGACGAGCCAACAGUGUCAUUAUAUAAAGCACACCUAUACAUGGUGUUCAUACUGUAUAGAAAUGCUUUUGUAGUUUACAUCUGCCGGUUCUGCCAUUAUGCUGCCUUAUAUUAUUAUU